This is a messenger RNA of Enhydra lutris kenyoni (northern sea otter), 3160 nucleotides long. RefSeq names its product mannosyl (alpha-1,6-)-glycoprotein beta-1,6-N-acetyl-glucosaminyltransferase, isozyme B (gene MGAT5B). The record is from RefSeq and is a predicted model, not a curated record. Gene Ontology annotation, biological process: protein N-linked glycosylation. Lineage: Eukaryota; Metazoa; Chordata; Mammalia; Carnivora; Mustelidae. The coding region runs from base 1 to 2379 and encodes 792 amino acids. The transcript has 18 exons. Gene Ontology annotation, cellular component: Golgi apparatus. Gene Ontology annotation, molecular function: alpha-1,6-mannosylglycoprotein 6-beta-N-acetylglucosaminyltransferase activity.
AUGAUCACAGUCAACCCCGAUGGAAAGAUAAUGGUCAGAAGAUGCCUGGUCACCCUGAGACCCUUUCGGCUCUUCGUCCUGGGCAUCGGCUUCUUCUCACUCUGCUUCCUGAUGACGUCUCUGGGAGGCCAGCUCUCGGCCCGGCGCCCGGGGGACUCCCCCUUCACCAUCCGCACAGAAGUGCUGGGAGGGCCGGAGUCGCGCGGCGUCCUGCGCAGGAUGAGCGAGCUGCUGGAGCUCAUGGCGAAGCGCGUGGACGCGCUGGCCCGGCUGGAGAACGGCAGUGAGCCGCACCGGGCUGCCGGCCACGGGCGCUUGGCUGUGGACAGGUUUCCCCCUGGGGCUGGCCUCAUGGAGCGGAUCCAGGCCAUUGCCCAGAACGUGUCGGACAUCGCUGCGAAGGUGGACCAGAUCCUGCGUCACAGCCUGGUCCUGCACAGCAAGGUGUCUGAAGGCCGGCGGGACCAAUGUGAGGCACCCAGUGACCCCAAGUUCCCUGACUGCUCAGGGAAGGUGGAGUGGAUGCGUGCCCGCUGGACCUCUGACCCCUGCUAUGCCUUCUUCGGGGUGGACGGCACCGAGUGCUCCUUCCUCAUCUACCUCAGUGAGGUUGAGUGGUUCUGCCCCCCGCUGCCCUGGAGGAACCAGACAGCCGCCCAGAUGGCCCCCAAGCCCCUCCCCAAAGUCCAGGCAGUUUUCCGGAGCAACCUGUCCCACCUCCUGGAGCUGAUGGGCAGUGGGAAGGAGUCUCUAAUCUUCAUGAAGAAACGGACCAAGCGGCUCACGGCCCAGUGGGCACUGGCUGCCCAGCGGCUGGCACGGAAGCUGGGAAGCGUCUGGAGGGACCAGAAGCAGAUCCUUGUUCACAUUGGCUUCCUGACGGAGGAGUCUGGAGAUGUGUUCAGCCCAAGAGUGCUAAAGGGGGGGCCACUGGGAGAGAUGGUGCAGUGGGCAGACAUCUUGGCCACUCUCUACGUCCUGGGCCAUGGCCUGCGGAUCACAGUGUCCCUGAAGGAGCUGCAGAGUAACUUAGGGGUACCGCCAGGCCGGGGGAACUGCCCGCUCACCAUGCCCCUGCCUUUCGACCUCAUCUACACCGACUACCACGGCCUACAGCAGAUGAAGCAGCAUAUGGGACUGUCCUUCAAGAAGUACCGGUGCCGAAUCCGGGUCAUUGACACCUUCGGGACAGAGCCCGCGUACAACCACGAGGAGUACGCCACGCUGCACGGCUACCGGACCAACUGGGGCUACUGGAACCUCAACCCCAAGCAGUUCAUGACCAUGUUCCCUCACACCCCGGACAACUCCUUCAUGGGUUUCGUGUCUGAGGAGCUCAACGAGACGGAGAAGCAGCUCAUCAAAGGCGGCAAGGCCAGCAACAUGGCCGUGGUGUACGGCAAGGAAGCGAGUAUCUGGAAGCUCCAGGGGAAGGAGAAGUUCCUGGGCAUCCUGAACAAGUACAUGGAAAUCCACGGCACCGUGUACUAUGAGAGCCAGCGGCCCCCUGAGGUCCCCGCCUUCGUGAAGAACCACGGCCUCUUGCCACAGCCCGAGUUCCAGCAGCUGCUGCGCAAGGCCAAACUCUUCAUAGGCUUCGGCUUCCCUUACGAGGGCCCCGCGCCCCUGGAGGCCAUCGCCAACGGCUGUGUCUUCCUCCAGUCCCGCUUCAGCCCACCCCACAGCUCCCUCAACCACGAGUUCUUCCGAGGCAAGCCCACCUCCAGAGAGGUGUUCUCCCAGCACCCCUAUGCAGAGAACUUCAUUGGCAAGCCCCAUGUGUGGACUGUCGACUACAAUAACUCAGAGGAGUUCGAAGCAGCCAUCAAGGCCAUCAUGAGAACGCAGGUAGACCCCUACCUGCCCUACGAGUACACCUGUGAGGGGAUGCUGGAACGAAUCCAUGCCUACAUACAGCACCAAGACUUCUGUGCAGCCUCGAGGCCUGCCCCAGCAGCGGCCCGAGCCCCACCCAGCCCCUUCGUUCUGGCCCCCAACGCCACCCAUCUGGAGUGGGCCCAGAAUGCCAGCUUGGCCCCCGGGGCCUGGCCCCCGGCACAGUCCCUCCGGGCCUGGCUGGCUGCUGCUGGGAGGGCGUGCACGGACGCGUGCCUGGACCACGGGCUGAUUUGCGAGCCGUCCUUCUUCCCCUUCCUCAACAGCCAGGACGCCUUCCAGAAGCUGCAGGUGCCCUGUGACAGCACCGAGUCGGAGAUGAACCACCUGUACCCGGCCUUCGCCCAGCCCGGCCGCGAGUGCUUCCUGCAGAAGGAGCCCCUGCUCUUCAGCUGUGCGGGCUCCAGCACCAAGUACCACCGGCUGUGUCCCUGCCGAGACUUCCGCAAGGGCCAGGUGGCCUUGUGCCGGGACUGUCUGUGAGGCCGCCCGCCCGCCCGGCUCCCGGCCGCAGGAGGAAGCACCAGCAGAUUCUGAGCUCCAGCGACGGGCCCUCCCCGCGACACCCCGGCGCUGGGGCUUCCUUCCAUGGCCAGGAAGCGGGCAGAGCAGACUCAUGCACGGAGUUAGGGGCUGGCUGCGUGCCCACCCCAGGCAGGCUCCUUGACAUCGUCCGGGGACUCGUGGCAGCGUCGUGGCCAGGCAGCUGUGGGAUUGGUCAGAGAGCCCUGGGGCAGGAGCAGGUGGUCGGAGGCCAAUUCUGGACCAGACUGAGGGCCCUGGGGAUGGGGACUCAGAAUGUCCGUGGAGGGAGCAGGGGCGAGGUGCCCGAUGGCUCACCGAAGGGUCCAGGGGGCGGGGAGUGAUGCGUGGGGGUCAGUCUUGUCCCUCUGUGGUUGUUCGGGUAUGGACAAAAGGGACAGGGACUGGAGGACCCUCUCAGCCCCACCCCUCCUGCCUUUGCAGUCUGCCCCUCCUUUCUAUACUUGGGGGGGCGGAGUGGGGGCCACCUAGCCCCUGGGUUGAACUCUUUUUCUCCCCUGCUUGGUCCAGCUCUCUCCACUCGGGCUCCUCCCGAAACUCAUCUUGGCAUGACUGCGAUUCCAGGAUUUGUCCCCAGAACCUCUGUCCCUGCCCCAGCAGGCUCUGGACGCUGCCCCCAUCCCCCCAGGCAUCUCGUGUAGGCAAAGGCUUGGGAUGGAGCUUCGGCCCCAUGGCCCGCCCAGCCCAGCUCCUGGCGUCCCAGACCCACUAGCCCCCAGGU